UAAAAUAAGAGAAAAUUCAAUCGGCACUGAUAGUUUUUGUUGCUUUUUAUAUGCAUUUUAGAGCUGUACAAAAUGUAAUUGCACAGAAGCAUUGUGGCCUUUUGGAUAUGCUAAUAAAUCAGCCAACACUUGUCUCAUUGCAGAUCACGAAUGUUCACAGCAGCCGGGCUCUUGAUGUUCAAUUCCUGGACUCUGGCACUGUGACGUCUGUGAAAGUGUCCGAGCUCAGGGAAAUUCCCCCUCGGUUUCUCCAAGAAAUGAUUGCAGUACCACCUCAGGCUAUAAAGUGCUGUUUAGCAGAUCUUCCACAGUCUAUUGGCAUGUGGACACCAGAUGCUGUGCUUUGGCUAAGAGAUUCUGUUUUGAAUUGCUCAGACUGUAGCAUUAAGGUGACAAAAGUGGAUGAAACCAGAGGGAUGGCACAUAUUUAUUUAUUUACCCCCAAGAACUUCCCCGACCCUCACCGCAGUAUCAAUCGCCAGAUCACAAACGCAGACUUGUGGAAGCAUCAGAAGGAUGUGUUUCUGAGUGCCAUAUCCAGCGGAGCUAGCUCCCCCAACAGCAAGAGUGCGAACACCUCCAUUGUGGGCAACACUGGAGAGAAUUUCAGAAAGAGCCUCUCGGAUAUCCUCAAAAAGUCGUUGGUAGACCAUACCAGCUCUUUCUCCAUGGAGGAGCUGCCACCUCCUGUCCACUUGUCCAAGCCAGGGGAACACAUGGAUGUGUACGUGCCAGUGGCCUGUCACCCGGGCUACUUUGUCGUCCAGCCGUGGCAAGAGAUACAUAAGCUGGAAGUUCUGAUGGAAGAGAUGAUUCUUUAUUACAGUGUGUCUGAGGAGCGCCAUGUGGCAGUGGAGAAAGACCAAGUGUAUGCUGCAAAAGUGGAAAAUAAGUAGGUCCUUGGACAGACAGAGCCUUUUAUUCUCCUCCUAAGAAAAACGUGUAGAAUGAUACCAAGAGUCCUUAAUCCCUGCAGGGGGACUUGGAACUGCACAAAUGGGAAUUUUGAAUGUGAAAUAAGACCAAUGAAUUGUGCAAUUUUCUUAUAUUUAAAAUGAUGCCAUUUAUCUAAAAAUCUAAUGACCCUAGUCCUCUUAAAAACCUCAUUA
Molecule: messenger RNA, 1109 nt
Organism: Delphinapterus leucas (beluga whale)
Lineage: Eukaryota; Metazoa; Chordata; Mammalia; Artiodactyla; Monodontidae
Source: RefSeq, a predicted model, not a curated record